Molecule: messenger RNA, 861 nt
Organism: Penicillium taxi
Lineage: Eukaryota; Fungi; Ascomycota; Eurotiomycetes; Eurotiales; Aspergillaceae
Exons: 1
Coding region: 1-861 (286 amino acids)
Source: RefSeq, a predicted model, not a curated record
AUGACAGCUCUCUACACCAUCCUUUCGUCCCUAUGGAUCCUUUCUCUCCUCAUCGCAACAGCCACACCAACACAACUAUCACCCCGAACAACUCAGGAACAAUGCAGCCAAAACUGUACAUCAUGCGUCCUUCCCUCGACGUACAAAUUCACCCCCGCCAAACGACUACUAAGUAGCCCUUCAGACUUGAGCGAAACAAUCGAAGACUACCUCAAAAGACUGUACCUCUCAACGGAGUGGCUAGAGAUGGAAAGUGAAAGCUCAGUCGGCGAAUCCACAGCCGCAUACUGGGAACUAGGUGACGAGACUGAAAUAAUCGGCGUAGGCGUUCUCCUUGGCUGUGUGUCCGUAGUGGUCGCCUCCCACAAAGGAAUCUACAUAUCGCAUCACUGGGAAAUACCAGCUUUCAGCACGUCAGACUGGGUGAUAAACACACAGGAGCAAUUCAAGAACUACGUCUUAGACAAGAUCGAAUACGGGGGUGGAAGUGACAUGCCCAGUUUGAAGCGGUAUACCGGUGCAAGCGGACCUUUUAAGCCCGAGUAUGGACCGAAAGCGUAUGUCUUGCGACGACGUCAGUCAGAACAUGAGGCUUAUGAUGUGGAUUACAUGAAUCGGUGUCAGGAGCUGGCGAAUCUUGUUUCAAGAUUAGUUGGUGUGACGACGGAGGUUGUGGCUUAUAAGAAUGAUGGGACGUCUACUGUUAGUAGUGCUGGGAAGGCGGUAUUUCAGUAUGAUCCUAAUGAAUUGCCGUAUAUCUGCUCUGAGCAGACUGCUAUAUCGAGGUUUUGGGUUGAGACUGACAAGGUGUUUGAGGUGUUGUGGGAGGCUUUGGAUACCCAGUUGGUUGAGGAAGAUUAA